Messenger RNA from Oncorhynchus mykiss (rainbow trout), 795 nucleotides. RefSeq names its product ADAM 10 (gene ada10). Lineage: Eukaryota; Metazoa; Chordata; Actinopteri; Salmoniformes; Salmonidae. The record is from RefSeq and is marked provisional. Gene Ontology annotation, biological process: membrane protein ectodomain proteolysis; Notch signaling pathway. Gene Ontology annotation, molecular function: metalloendopeptidase activity involved in amyloid precursor protein catabolic process. Gene Ontology annotation, cellular component: plasma membrane; synaptic membrane.
GCCUUUAAGAAGUGCAAAUCGAAACAGUAAAGCAUUCGCGGUGUCAAUGUACUAACAAUGAAUUUAAUCGAUAUGGUCUUGAUACAACUCUUGCUGUUGUUUAAUUGCUUAUGGAAUAUUAAAGGUCAGUAUGGAAACCCUCUGAACAAGUACAUCCACCACUAUGAGGGCCUGUCCUACGACACAGAGGCCCUGCACAGCAACCACCAGAGAGCCAAGAGGGCCGUCUCCCAUGAGGACAAGGUCCUACAGCUUGACUUCCACGCACAUGGAAGGCAUUUCAAUCUGCGGAUGAAGAGGGACACCAGCCUGUUCUCUCCAGACCUCAAGGUAGAGGUAUCAGGAGUGGAGGCGCCCUACGAUCCCUCCCACAUUUACACUGGAGAAAUCUUCGGAUCCUCCCCAUGCCUGCAGCAGUGCUCACAUGUAACACAAGGGAAAAACAGGCCAAGGUGUGUCUAUCCGGUCAUGUGACAUGGUGUGUUUGUGUGGAGCUCUCAGAUCCCAGCAGGCUCAUCUCCACUCCACCUCAUCAUUUCCAGAUGCUGUCAUCUCUCUUCUCCUCUGCUGAACAGACUGUAAUUCAAAUCAGACUCCACUGGAGCACUUCCCAUCUCUAUCAAAUGGAAAUCUUGAUCAGUUUCCUUUUAGAGAAGCAGCACAGCAUUGUUCCAAGGACGACGAUGUUGUAGCCUAUUUCUCAGAUGUGAUUUGUAAUGCAAUGGAAAGGUUUGUCCAGACCAAAAAUCCAGCAAGCUUUUUCUUGUCAAUAAUAAAGGUGGACAUUCAAAGGUG